Messenger RNA from Bemisia tabaci, 1636 nucleotides. Lineage: Eukaryota; Metazoa; Arthropoda; Insecta; Hemiptera; Aleyrodidae. The record is from RefSeq and is a predicted model, not a curated record.
CCGUGAUAAUUGGUAAUUCUUUUCGUUAUAAUUGAGCAGCUGUGAUAUUGUUUUAACCUGUGAUAUUAGUUUUUAGAUUUUUUACAAAACCUGUUUUUUCAUUGUUAAAUUGUUGUUUGUUACCUUUUUCUUUAAACUUUAAUUUCGAUAAUGUCCAACCAAAGUGCGCGUUCUCUGAAUUUCACGGGGGCGGAAAAGGAGAAGAUAGUCGAAAUCGGUAUGGAGUACUACGAUCUUCUCCAUUCCCCCCUGAACAAUAGUGUGACCAUGGCAGAGAAAAACCGAAUCUACCAGCUGAUGGCAGAGGAGGUCAACAAGGUUGGCCUCAACUCCAGAUCAGUGAAACAGAUUAAAAAGAAGUAUCAAGAAUUGAUACAAAACGCCACACGGAAGCAAAGGAUUAUAACAACAGAACGGAAAAGAACAGGGAACAAAAGAAUGCGAGUUAGCUUGGACCACUUGGAUGAGGAAAUAAUUAGAAAAGUUCCUCCAAUGAAAUACAUCGGCAUCUCAGGAGGUGUAGAUUCAUCAGCAGAAGGAACGCACUACUGCAACGUGUGGGAUGAAGUGCAACAAGGAGAUACACCAGAUGAGGAGGUUCAACCUACGGACACACCUGAUGAGGAAGAGGCAUCUGGCGGAGACGGAAAUGAAUCGAGUGGCUCAGAAGAUUCCUUCCAUUCCGAGUCGACAAUGACUGCACCAUUUGUUGCCUCACCUACUCCUGCUACCGUCCCAUCUGGAGAUUCCUUCCCCACAAGGAUUGUCAAUCUGUCAAUCCCUGGAAGGGCGAAUUCCCGGAUGUGGCCAACGGAGGUUGCCUCAGGGUCUGUGAGGCCAAGAAUGGAGUCAGCUACCAACCUGCAAGGUCCUCGACCUCCAAGACCGAGGAUCAUUGUCCAACAGAUUCGUCCUGGCACUCCUCAAGCGACUGCAGCCUCAGGAGGUGUGGGGCCAAGGAUGGUCGUACGCAUGGCGUCUAGGCAAGGAACCAGCCUGGAGGGUCCUCGACCUGCAGGACCAACAGCUGCCACCGCAAGUACAUCGAGCGGAAGAGUGUCAGGACGAAAUGUUGCUGGCACGAGGUCUUUACCUGCAUCGCGGCCCCUGUCAAACAUUCCACGGAACAUGAGAAGGAGGGAAAGAACAGCACGCCGAAAGGAGGAACGGGUGACUGCUAAACUAAUUGCUGAGCAGCAGGAGGAGUUGAAUAGGCUGACUGGCCUUAUUUUGGAGGAUCAAAAGGCAUUUCAUACUAAGAAGUUAGAGAACGAGGAGCGAAAGCUAAAAUUGCGAGAGAGAGAGGUUGAGAUUGCAGAGAAGAGAUUGCGACUGGAGGAGGCACGAGAGAGAAGGGCGACAGCAAACCAAUUGCUCCGCCAACAACAACUGGCAGAGUUGAGACGCCUGAAUGAGACAGUCGAUCUGACCAUUCAGACUUUCUUCGGACCUUCACUCUAAGUUUUCUUCUAAGUUCUGUGUAGUACAUAGGGUGUUCAAAAAGUUUUGCACAUUUUCGAGUUUUGAGCAAACGAAAGCAGCUACCAAUUUGCGGUUUAAGUGUGCUUAAAGUAGACACGAUUACCAAUGACACAAGACCAAGAACAAGAGAGUUGUUCUUGGUCUAGUUUCUUUG